GACCUGAACCCCUAAAAGCGGAACCGCCUCCCACCCUCGCGCCAGCCGCCCGCCGGGAGCUGAGUCGCCGGCGGCGGUGGCGGCGGACGGACCCGGGAGUUUCCUCUCGCACUGGAUGGAGCUGAACUUUGGGCGGCCAGAGCAGCGCGGCCGUCCGGGGAUCGCUGUAUGCUGAGCUCCCUCGGCGAGACCCAGCGGCGGCUCCGGAUUUUUGGGGGGGCGGGGACCAGCUGCGCGCCGGCACCAUGUUCCUGGCGACCUUGUACUUCGCGCUGCCGCUCCUGGACUUGCUCCUGUCGGCCGAGGUGAGCGGCGGGGACCGCCUGGACUGUGUGAAAGCCAGCGAUCAGUGCCUGAAGGAGCAGAGCUGCAGCACCAAGUACCGCACGCUGAGGCAGUGCGUCGCGGGCAAGGAGACCAACUUCAGCCUGACAUCGGGCCUGGAGGCCAAGGACGAGUGCCGCAGUGCCAUGGAGGCCCUCAAGCAGAAGUCUCUCUACAACUGCCGCUGCAAGCGGGGUAUGAAGAAGGAGAAGAACUGCCUGCGCAUCUACUGGAGCAUGUACCAGAGCCUGCAGGGAAAUGAUCUGCUUGAAGAUUCCCCUUACGAGCCAGUUAACAGCAGAUUGUCUGAUAUAUUCCGGGUGGUCCCAUUCAUACCAGAUAUGUUCCAGCAAGUGGAGCACGUUCCCAAGGGAAACAACUGCCUGGACGCCGCCAAGGCCUGUAACCUCGACGACACGUGCAAGAAGUACAGGUCCGCCUACAUCACCCCGUGCACCACCAGCAUGUCCAGCGAGGUCUGCAACCGGCGCAAGUGCCACAAGGCCCUGCGGCAGUUCUUCGACAAGGUUCCGGCCAAGCACAGCUACGGGAUGCUCUUCUGCUCCUGCCGGGACAUCGCGUGCACGGAGCGGAGGCGGCAGACCAUUGUGCCCGUGUGCUCCUACGAGGAGAGGGAGAAGCCCAACUGCCUGAAUUUGCAGGACUCCUGCAAGACGAAUUACAUCUGCAGGUCUCGCCUUGCGGACUUUUUUACCAACUGCCAACCCGAGUCAAGGUCUUCCAGCAGCUGUCUAAAGGAAAACUAUGCUGACUGCCUCCUCGCCUACUCAGGGCUUAUUGGUACAGUCAUGACCCCCAACUACAUAGACUCCAGUAGCCUCAGCGUGGCCCCAUGGUGUGACUGCAGCAACAGUGGGAAUGAUAUAGAAGAAUGCUUGAAAUUUUUGAACUUCUUCAAGGACAAUACUUGUCUUAAAAAUGCAAUUCAAGCCUUCGGCAAUGGUUCUGAUGUGACCGUGUGGCAGCCAGCCCUCCCAGUUCAGACCACCACUGCCACCACGACAGCCUUCCGGGCCAAGAACAAGCCCCUGGUGCCAGCAGGCUCUGAGAAUGAAAUCCCCACUCAUGUUUUACCACCUUGUGCAAAUUUGCAGGCACAGAAGCUGAAAUCCAAUAUGUCCGGCAGUACACACCUCUGUCUUUCUGAUCGUGAUUAUGAAAAGAAUGGUCUCGCUGGUCCUUCCAGCCACAUAACCACAAAAUCAAUGGCUGCUCCUUCAAGCUGCGGUCUGAGCCCACUGCUGGUUCUGGUGGUAACCACUCUGUCCACCUUAUUAUCUUUAUCUUUGGCAGAAACAUCGUAGCCGCAUUUAAACAACAAUAUGGACAUGUAAAAAGACAAAAACCAAGCUAUCUGUUUCCUGUCCUCUUGUAUAUCUGAAAUUCCAGUUUUAGGAGCUCAGUUGAGACACUGCAAAAACAGUUCCAUCCAACUGGAA
Molecule: messenger RNA, 1784 nt
Organism: Neomonachus schauinslandi (Hawaiian monk seal)
Lineage: Eukaryota; Metazoa; Chordata; Mammalia; Carnivora; Phocidae
Gene: GFRA1
Product: GDNF family receptor alpha 1
Exons: 10
Coding region: 246-1649 (467 amino acids)
Biological process (GO): nervous system development
Cellular component (GO): signaling receptor complex; external side of plasma membrane
Molecular function (GO): signaling receptor activity
Source: RefSeq, a predicted model, not a curated record